CUGGCCACUAGCUACUUCGAAGCUCGAGGUGCAAGCAACCAGUAAUACAUAGACCGAGGUCGGCUUCGUUCAUAAUAACAUGAAUACCUCGCCGACUUUCCGUCGAAACGUCGCACUCGCCGCCGCGCUGGUCGUGGUCUUCUGCUUGGGAGCCAUCUCGGGCAGCCAGAGCCAGAGGAGUUUAGGUUUAGGUUCGGGUUUAGGUUUGAACGAGAGGCUACAAGCCCACACCCCGACCUACCUCCAUCCCUACCUUACCAAUAACGCUGGCGUCAACUCUACUACAACCAGGCUUCAACCGAACAUCUCAAUCUCAUCCUCAAACCCCUGCCCAGUAGGAUGUCCUGAAGAUCCCUACGCAAGGGCGGGUAUGAUCAUCUUCCCCCCCUCUUCCCCCUUCUCCGACUUUCCUGAUCAUGAUGAUGAUAAUAGGGAUGGGGAUCGGGAGUAUGAUCCGGCGUGGACGAGAUGGGCCCCUUUCCCGCCUCUGGAGCGUGAACGAGAUCGUGCAGAGCAGGAUGGCAUGACGGGGAUGGGGACGGUAAAGGGGAUGAGGACGAAAGCGGUCGAUAAGGCUAUCGAUGAGAGGGCUCGUGCUCGGGUUCGGGGCGGAGGUAGAGAUAGAAAUCUCGCUGGAGCUGGGACGAGCAUGGGGAAGAAGCUCACGGAUUCGGAGAAGGAAGAGGAGGAGUCCGGAGCUGGAGCUGGAGUUUAUGGCUGGGGCUGGGGAUGGGAUCGGGUCAAGGACCAGGACCAGCGCAGAAGGAUAGACCGACGAGAACAGCGGAGAGAUCGAUCACGCCCACAACCCUCAAGAAGACUGGAAGACGGACCGACUCUCAGUCUAACCUCUCCAUACACGGUCGCUUUAUCUAACAAGGACGAAGAGUUGAUCGGGUUCGCUAAAGGGCGAGUGGGGUUGUUCGUCGGGUCGAGCCAUGAUCGAAACAACGUCGUCAACUUCUGCAAGGCGAUUGGCGGGAGGACGCAGACGUGGGGAUUUCAUAUCGGUACCAUCUGCCACCUCGACUGGCUCGAUUUCAAGAUCGUCAGCUGGUUCUUGGUCGGCAUGGUCGACGACGACUCAUACGACUGGUUCCGCGGGUCGGAACAACGGCCGGUCAUGUUUGAGCAUCGGAUUCCAGAAAUCAUGCUGCCCAUCAUGGAAGAGGUCGGACUGAAGGAUAUCAUCCCGGAUCUCAUCACUAUCGGGUCAUUGUUCUGGGACGAGGCGUUCCUGACAUCGCAUCGUCUCAUCCGAGGCUACGGGGACAAGGAGGGCACGUACGGGUUUUACCCAGAGGAAUUGCGAUGGCAUCGGACCCGGGUGGCCGAGCUCAUCCAAUUCUUCCGGGGCAUGUACGGCGAGGAGGUCCCGAUGAUGUUGCGCACGAGACAGCAUCGAGGGAUGGACGAGCACGGCGGCAAGUUGAAGAUCGCUCAGCUGGAUCAGAGCCUGAGAUCAAUCGCCAAGGAGAUGGACGUCAAGUUGUUCACCUGGGGUGACAAGUUGGAGGGCUGGUUAAAGUACGAGGACCACGAUCAACACUUUGGGUUCGGCCCCAGCACCUAUCUGUUUGGCGACAUGUUCAUGUUCUACCUUCGACAGGCUACCAUACCCCGCUGCUGGGUGUGUCGAGAAUCGCCAGUGGCGUAAAGAUUAACGACUUUCAUGACAUAGAUGCGAAUAUGAAGCUUGUUACACGGCCAGAGGCCCCCCCGAUACCCAGAAUGACAACAUGCAUAUGAUUGUACCAGGUCGUCGAAUCCACUCGGAUCGGUUAUCGUCCAUGAGAUCGGUGAGAAAAAGCAAACACAAACAUAAG
Messenger RNA from Filobasidium floriforme, 1826 nucleotides. RefSeq lists its product as uncharacterized. The transcript has 10 exons. NCBI's taxonomy places the organism in Eukaryota, Fungi, Basidiomycota, Tremellomycetes, Filobasidiales, Filobasidiaceae. Bases 80 to 1657 code for a protein of 525 amino acids. The record is from RefSeq and is a predicted model, not a curated record.